Molecule: messenger RNA, 2370 nt
Organism: Cyphellophora attinorum
Lineage: Eukaryota; Fungi; Ascomycota; Eurotiomycetes; Chaetothyriales; Cyphellophoraceae
Product: Elongation factor G, mitochondrial
Exons: 2
Coding region: 1-2370 (789 amino acids)
Biological process (GO): mitochondrial translational elongation
Cellular component (GO): mitochondrion
Molecular function (GO): GTP binding; translation elongation factor activity; GTPase activity
Source: RefSeq, a predicted model, not a curated record
AUGAGUGUUUCGUCGGCGCUCAGGUCGCCAUCUUCUGUAGCCCUGAAGCGGACGGUCUUCACAGUGUCGACCGGUCGGAGCUCGCCCAAUUCGCUGUGUGGAAGAUGUGCCUCGACUUUUGCGAUCGUGAACGGCGAGCAGACAGCUCAACGACGGAAACACAUCGCCAAUACAAGAUCAUCUAGCGUGCUGGACCGACGAUGGCGCAUUACAGCGCAGUUCGGCCGUCAACCACGGAGAGGUGCGGCCACAGCUGCAGCGGCUAUCCUAGAAGAAGCUGCAGAGCCAGAAACGUUGACCAAUGAAUCCAUCAUUGACAACAUGUCAUCGGAAGAAUGGCAGCGGCUGUCCAAAGUACGCAACAUUGGCAUCGCAGCACACAUCGACUCCGGCAAGACGACUGCCACAGAACGCGUUCUCUUCUACACCGGUCGAAUAAAAUCGAUACACGAGGUGCGAGGCAAAGACUCGGUCGGGGCAAAGAUGGACUCCAUGGAGUUGGAGCGAGAGAAGGGCAUCACCAUUCAGUCUGCAGCUACAUUUUGCGAUUGGGUGAAGAAGAAUCCUGAAGGGCAAGACGAGAAAUACCACAUCAAUCUGAUUGAUACUCCAGGCCAUAUCGAUUUCACGAUCGAGGUUGAAAGAGCAUUGCGAGUGCUGGACGGCGCAGUCAUGAUCUUGUGUGCUGUCAGUGGUGUGCAGAGUCAGACAAUCACCGUGGAUCGGCAGAUGAGACGGUACAACGUGCCGCGAGUGACUUUCAUCAACAAGAUGGACCGCAUGGGUGCGAAUCCUUGGAAGCCGAUUGAUCAGAUCAAUGCGAAAUUGAAGAUCGCCGCCGCCGCCAUGCAGGUGCCGGUCGGAGUGGAGGAGAACUUCCAUGGUGUCGUGGAUCUGGUCACAAUGAAGACUAUGUACGCGGAAGGUGGCAGAGGAGAGAUCAUUGUCACCAAAGACGAGAUCCCUGCGGAAGUGCAAGAUCUGGUCAGGGAGAAGCGAGCGAAGCUCAUCGAAACGGUCGCAGAUGUGGAUGAUGAGAUUGCCGAACUGUUCUUGGAAGAGAAGGAACCAUCUGUCGAACAAUUGAAAGCAGCAAUUCGGCGAGCGACGUGCUCGUUGAAGUUCACGCCUGUCUUCAUGGGUUCAGCACUGGCAGACAAAUUCAUUCAGCCUAUGUUGGACGGCGUCUGUGACUACCUCCCCAAUCCUUCAGAAGUAUCGAACACAGCACUCGACCGACGGCAAGCCGAAGCACCUGUCAAGCUGGUUCCAUACGGAUCUUUGCCGUUUGUUGGUCUGGCUUUCAAGCUCGAAGAGUCCAACUUCGGUCAGCUCACAUACAUUCGUGUGUAUCAGGGCAAGAUCAAGAAGGGCAGCUAUCUCUACAAUGCCCGAAACGACAAGCGUGUCAAGAUCCCCAGAAUCGUGAGAAUGCACUCGGAUGAAAUGGAGGAAGUCAACGAGGUCGGUGCUGGUGAGAUCUGUGCCGUAUUCGGCGUCGAGUGCGCUUCAGGAGACACCUUCACAGACGGUCAGCUUGGUUAUACCAUGACGAGUAUGUUUGUGCCGGAGCCUGUCAUUUCGCUUUCGAUCAAACCCAAGAACAAUAAGGAACUUCCGGCAUUCUCCAAGGCCAUCGCACGAUUUCAGCGCGAAGACCCUACAUUCCGAGUCCAUUUCGAUGGCGAGUCCGAGCAGACCAUCAUUUCUGGCAUGGGCGAACUCCAUCUCGAAGUUUAUGUUGAGCGAAUGCGAAGAGAAUACCGUGUGGACUGCGAGACUGGUCAACCACAAGUCGCCUAUCGGGAGACCAUCACCAAACAUGCUGACUUUGAUCACCUGCUAAAGAAACAGACGGGCGGUGCUGGUGACUAUGCUCGCGUGCAGGGAUUCAUGGAGCCCAAGGGUGAUUUAGAUGGCAACGUCUUCGAAGAGCAAGUCGUCCUCGGCACAUCAAUGGUCAUCAACGACGGCGCAACUCACAUGACGGAUUCCUCCGAAAUGGCCUUCAAGAUUGCCACUCAGCAAGCCUUCCGCAAAGCAUUCAUGGAAGCUGGACCAGUGGUUUUAGAGCCAAUCAUGAAGGUCGUGACCACAGCGCCGACGGAAUUUCAGGGUAACGUGGUCGGACUGUUGCAGAAACGUAACGCGGUCAUCACCGACUCGGAAACAGAAGUUGAGGAUUUUACGUGCUAUGCAGAUGUCAGUCUGCAUGGUAUGUUUGGGUUCAGUAGCACUCUGAGAGCUGCGACCCAAGGCAAGGGCGAGUUCAGCAUGGAAUUCAGCCAUUAUGCGCAGGCGCUGCCGCAAUUUCAGAAAGAGCUGGUUGCGAAAUACCAGAAGGAGCGGUUGGCGAAACAGAAGAAAUGA